UCCCCAUCAGGUUUUCGAUAAACCCCACCCAUCACUUAUUAGCGGCUCCUUUACGAGUUCGUCUUAUCUGAGUCUGACUGACCGUGGCUGUUCUGGGUUUUUUUUUUUAUAAAAAAAACUGAACUGCCAUUAUGCUCGCCUUACAAUGCGCAUCGAAAGGACUCAGCCAGUUCCAAGGAAUUCUUGGAGUUGCCCUGCGUUUUUCAUCUACUCUGGCUGACCAGGCGACAUUCGACCUCCAGCCAUUCAAACUCCACAAACUCGAAUCCGGACCGUCAACAACAGCCACUCUCACUCGAGAUGAUGCCCUCACUUACUAUAAACAAAUGCAGGUUAUCCGACGAAUGGAGACAGCUGCUGGCAACCUCUACAAGUCUAAAAUUAUUCGUGGAUUCUGUCAUUUGUACUCUGGACAGGAAGCUUGCUGUGUUGGGAUGGAAAGUGCUAUCGAGAGGGACGACCCAGUUAUUACAGCCUAUCGAGCUCAUGGUUGGACCUAUAUGAGGGGAGUCUCUUUGGUGGGAGUGCUGUCAGAACUCACAGGACGCAAAACGGGUUGUGCUCAAGGCAAAGGUGGUUCAAUGCACAUGUACAAUCAUAAUUUCUAUGGUGGAAAUGGCAUUGUAGGAGCUCAGGUGCCAUUAGGAGCUGGCAUUGGUUUUGCCCUGAAGUACCAGAAGAAACCUAAUAUUGUUGUAGCUCUGUAUGGAGAUGGUGCUGCCAACCAAGGGCAAUUGUUUGAGGCCUAUAACCUGGCUAAGUUGUGGAAUAUUCCUAUAAUUUUCGUGUGUGAGAACAAUGGAUACGGAAUGGGUACAAGUGUUGAUCGAGCAGCUGCCUCAACUGAUUACUACACUCGAGGAGAUUAUGUCCCUGGCAUUUGGGUUGAUGGUAUGGAUGUCUUAGCAGUUAGAGAAGCCACAAGAUUUUCCCGACGCUAUGCUCUUAAACAAGGUCCUAUCCUCUUAGAGUGUGUUACUUACCGUUACCAUGGUCACAGUAUGAGUGACCCGGGAACAAGUUACCGUACGAGGGAAGAAAUUCAAGAAGUAAGAGAAAAAAGGGACCCCAUUUCAGCGCUGAAAGAACGUAUGUUAUCUAAUAAUCUAGCUGCUGCUGAUGAACUUAAGAAAAUUGACCUUGAGGUACGAAAAGAAGUUGAUGUUGCAGUAACUGCAGCUAAAUCCAACCCAGAGCUGCCUAUAGAAGAACUAUACACACAUGUAUAUAAGAACCCGCCUAGUGGAAUGAAAAUACGUGGCUGUGAUAAUUACUCAUACCAUCCAACAAUGUAGAAAAUGUAGCUUGUUUUCCACUCCUAUUGAGAAAGAAGGAAGGCCACGAAUCGAAAAUAUUGGCCCUUGUCAUCAAGAAACACUUGACCUCUAAGAUAAGAAGGUGGACUAUAUAAUAUUUAAAUUUUGAGAUUAAACAAUUUUCUUGGGGUAUAUCUGCAA
Octopus bimaculoides (California two-spot octopus) is the source of this 1457-nucleotide messenger RNA. Its product is annotated as pyruvate dehydrogenase E1 component subunit alpha, mitochondrial. Gene Ontology annotation, molecular function: pyruvate dehydrogenase (acetyl-transferring) activity. The record is from RefSeq and is a predicted model, not a curated record. Gene Ontology annotation, cellular component: intracellular membrane-bounded organelle. Lineage: Eukaryota; Metazoa; Mollusca; Cephalopoda; Octopoda; Octopodidae. Gene Ontology annotation, biological process: pyruvate decarboxylation to acetyl-CoA.